Molecule: messenger RNA, 1137 nt
Organism: Arabis nemorensis
Lineage: Eukaryota; Viridiplantae; Streptophyta; Magnoliopsida; Brassicales; Brassicaceae
Source: the annotation of a GenBank genome assembly
AUGGCUCUCUCAACUCCUCUUUCUCAGAUAUCUGUUUCACUUCCAACUGGAGUUGAUGGGUCGAGCCGAUCUAUGAUUAAGGUGCAAAGCAUAAGCUUCACUGAGAAGUCAUGGAGUUCUCUUUUGAGACUAAAUUCGAAAUCUAGAACUAGCUUAAGUGUGAGAAAACAGUCCACAGUAUGUAUGUCACUUCAGCAAGCAAGCAAAUCGAAAGUCUCGGUUACUCCUCUAGAACUCGAAGAUCCCAAAGAGACUCCGUUAAACUUGUACAAGCCUAAGAAGCCUUAUACAGCAACGAUUGUUUCGGUUGAGAGAAUUGUUGGUCCACAAGCACCUGGAGAGACGUGCCACAUUGUAAUUGAUCAUGAUGGUAAUGUUCCUUAUUGGGAAGGACAAAGCUAUGGAGUGAUUCCUCCUGGUGAGAAUCCUAAGAAACCGGGUGCACCUCACAAUGUUCGCCUUUAUUCGAUUGCAUCGACAAGGUAUGGAGAUUCUUUCGAUGGCAAGACAGCUAGUCUAUGUGUCCGUCGAGCUCUUUACUAUGAUCCAGAGACAGGAAAAGAAGAUCCAUCCAAAGCUGGUGUAUGUAGCAACUUCUUGUGCAAUGCCAAACCCGGGGAUAAGGUCAAAAUUACCGGUCCUUCGGGAAAGGUUAUGCUUUUACCUGAAGAUGCCCCGAAAGCUACUCACAUAAUGAUUGCUACUGGAACCGGAGUUGCUCCAUUCAGAGGAUACCUACGGCGUAUGUUUAUGGAGAACGUUCCUAAUUUCAAGUUUGAUGGACUCUUGUGGCUCUUCCUCGGUGUGGCUAACUCAGACAGUCUUCUCUAUGAUGAAGAAUUCGCCGGUUACCUCAAGGACUAUCCCGAGCAUUUCAGGUACGACAAAGCGCUGAGUAGAGAAGAAAAGAACCAGAAAGGAGGGAAAAUGUAUGUGCAGGAUAAGAUUGAAGAAUAUAGCGACGAGAUCUUCAAACUCUUGGACAAUGGAGCUCAUAUUUACUUUUGUGGGCUUAAAGGAAUGAUGCCUGGGAUUCAGGAUACGCUUAAGAGAGUCGCUGAAGAGCGAGGCGAAAGCUGGGAGCAGAAACUUACUCAACUCAGGAAGAACAAGCAGUGGCAUGUCGAAGUGUAUUGA